AUGGCUACGUGGAAUAUUUGGGGAUUUAAUCGCCCUGAUAAAGUGCUUUGUUUUAAGCGUCUUAUUCAGUCUUAUAAACUAGAUUUAGUUUGUAUUUUGGAGAAUCGGAUUAAUAUCCAUUCUCUUACUGAUCCGUUCUUUGAACAUUCUCAUAAGCUUUUCUCUUAUGAAGCCAGUUGUAACAAUUUUGCUUUUUCUGCCUCUGGGAGAAUCUGGGUUAAGUGGGAUUCAUCUAAGUUGAUGUUCUCUCCCUCCAUUAUCACCUCUCAAUUGAUUUCUGGUAUGAUCAUUGUGUCUAAUCAGCCUAUUUUUCAGCUCUCUGUUGUAUAUGCUUCUAAUAGCAUGUCAGAUCGAAAAACUAUGUGGAACUCUCUUUCUCAAGCUUCUCCUGAUGAUAAUGUUCCCUGGGCUAUCAUGGGGGACUUUAAUUGCUGUAGAUUUGCCACUGAGAAGCUUGGUGUUUCUCCUCUUACACAUCAGGCUCUUAAAGAGUUCAAUGACUGUAUUUUCCACAAUGGUCUUAUGGAUCUGCACUCUUUGGAUAGAGUUAUUGUGAAUGAGAGCUGGCUUAUUAAUUUCCCGGAUUCUUACUACUCCAUUCAAAACCCUUCGUGUUCUGAUCACUCCCCUGUUAUUUUGCACUCUGGAAACUCUUUCAAGUCUCUCCAUCGUUUCCUCUUCAAGAAUUAUUGGACCAAGAUUGAUAAGUAUUGGGCUAUGCUGUUAGAGGUUUUCUCGAAACCAAUCUCUGGGAAUCCGAUUUCUCAUCUUUGUAACUCUCUAAGGCUACUGAAAAAAGAGAUUAAAAAGGCAAGUUGGUCCUCCUCUUCUAGUGUGUCUAGGCACAUUGAGUAUCUCAAUAAUUCUCAGAAGAAUCUUAUGGAGCAAAUGUUACAGGAACACAAUAAUGUUGAAAUUAGCAUUGAAUACAAAGCCUGUAGCUAUCAGCUGGCUAAUUUUAAAAAUAUAUAUGCUUCUUGGGUCAUUCAGCGUGCCAAGGUGAACUGGCUAAAAUAUGGGGAAGAUGAUAUUAAAUUUUUAUAUGCUAAAAUUCGGAGCAGGAUGGGAAGUAGGAAAUAUGUUAUCAAUCUUCUUAAUUCCAAUCCCUCUUCCAACAGAUCUAAUGUGAUUUCUUAUAUCACUCAAUAUUUUCAAGAGCUUUACAAUCCUCCCGCUUCUUACUUCAUGGGUAUUGGUGAUAUUCCUAUUGGUGUUGCUAUCCCCAAUAGCUAUCAUGCUUUGCUGGCUUCCCCAGUGACUGAUAUUGAAAUCAAGGAUGCGGUUUUUUUGGGAUCUUCUAACUCUUCUACUGGGCCCGACGGAUUUAACUUUCAUUUCUACAAAACUAGCUGGCAUAUUAUUGGUCCAGUUAUGAUUAGAGCAGUGCACUCCUUCUUUGAUAAAUAUUAUAUGCCUGCUGGGGUAAAAGCUACUGCUCUCGCUAUCAUUCCCAAACACUUUAAUGCAACCACUAUUGCGGAUUAUAGACCAAUUGCCCUUUGCAAUGUGUUGUAUAAAAUUAUUGCAAAAAUUAUAGCUUUGAGGCUUAAACCAGUCAUGACCACUAUUGUUAAAGACAAUCAAGCUAGCUUUCUUAAGUCUAGAGUCUCCACUGACAACAUCCUGCUAGCUUCAGACAUUUUAUUUCAUGCGGGGAAACGAGAGCUAAGGGGUUUCAAGGGGAUUAAUGUUAAUGGCUACUCUCUUUCCCACUUGCUAUAUGCUGAUGAUGUCCUUAUAUUUGGUGAUGCUUCCGUGGAGAACUGCAGCUUGUUGGUUACUAUUCUUAAUGAAUUUGCUGAGCUUAUAGGAUUACAUAUAAAUUAUGAUAAGAGCGCUAUAAUGCUUCCUAAACACAUACACAAUCAGAGUGAAAUUUGCAAUGCUCUUUCCAUUCACAAUAUUACUAGCAAGAUCUCUUAUCUAGGCAUUCCGUUGUCCUUCUAUAGGCUUAAAAUAGAGGAUUAUAUGCCAUUAUUGGAUAGCAUUAACAGGAAAUUCAAUGGUUGGAAAGCUUCGCUGCUCUCUCUUGCGGGCAGACUUCAAUAUUUAAAAUUUACUAUCCAGAAUACUAUUGCUUAUUGGAUAAGAGGAGCAAUUAUACCAAAAGCUGUACACAAACUGUACAAUUGCUCCAGUCCUCUUGCUACUUGGAUAUUCAGGAAAUACGGAUCCCCCUGGAAGCCCCUGCCUUUUGUUGCUUCCCCUUUUUGGAAAUCUAUUUGCAAUACAGCCAUUAUUGCUAAGCACUGCUUCAAAUUUAGAAUUGUGAAUUCUUCUCCUAUCUCCCUUAAAUGGGAUCACUGGAUUGAUGACAGGAAUGUAUGUGAUCUUUUUGGUCAUGAUAAUAUUGCCUCUAUUCCUGACAUUGCAAUAUCUAAUAUUAUCUCUGAUUCUGCGUGGGUAUUACCUGACUCUUUCUCUCCAAGCCUUUCUGGUGUUAUCUCUGGUAUUUUUGGGAUUGAGGGAGAGGGGCCCUGUUUGCUUUGGUAUGGCAAGAUAAAGAGCAAAUUUAAAAAUUAUCUGAAGGAAUUUUAUUCGGAUAUUAUGAACUGUAGCUGGUUCAGCAUGGUUUGGCAUAAUAGAAAUGCAUUGAAAUAUUCUGUUUUUUUCUUGGAUGGCAAUCGUGGGUGGCCUCAAAACGGCUAA
This is a messenger RNA of Dendrobium catenatum, 2649 nucleotides long. RefSeq lists its product as uncharacterized. The transcript is spliced from 4 exons. Lineage: Eukaryota; Viridiplantae; Streptophyta; Magnoliopsida; Asparagales; Orchidaceae. The record is from RefSeq and is a predicted model, not a curated record. Bases 1 to 2649 code for a protein of 882 amino acids. Gene Ontology annotation, molecular function: catalytic activity.